AUGGCGCAAGCGUCGAGCCUUCCCUCAGCGCCCGGCAUCAUCCCUGCCACGCCGCCCCGGGCUCUGCUCUAUGAUUCCGACCUCGACGAGCUCGGCGACGAACGAAUUCCCGGCACAUCACCCUACAUUACCCAACCCACCCAGAUAGUCUCGAACCCGAACCCAAAGCUUCUGAGGAAAGCCUCUCCCCGACGAUCAUCUCCCGAGCCCAUUCUGUCUUCCUCUCCACCUCGACCUCCCCAGCUCACCAAGCAGAACUCGAACUCUUCGGCGGGCCUUCCUUUUCGAAACCAGCCCAUCACCAAAUUCUUUAGUCGUCCUCUACCCAUCAGCCCUCAGAGACUCGCCUCCUCUAAUUCGCAACAAAUGGCAAACGGCAAUCCGCCGAGGUCGUCGAUACCUCAAAAGAGGAAUUCUGAUAUAAUUGCACUCUCUUCGGAUGACGAUGAGGAUAGCCUUGUUGAAGAUCGCGCUGAUAUCAUACCCACAAAUUUCUCGCGCAAGCCCAAGCCCUCAAUCCCCGAGCCCAAGCCUAAGGAAAAGCCCAAGGCGAAACUGAUCGAUUUUGAGUCUUUUAAGUACAAGGGUCAGACAAGACCAGCUCCGCCAAGCAAGGCUUCCACAAUGCCAUCCAAACGCGGAAAUCGGGCGAAGAAGAACGUUGUUCUCGAUAGCGACGAGUCUGAGGAAGAGGAAGAGGAGGAGGAGGAGGAGGAGCCGAUAGUUCCCCGCCGCCGGAGAUUAAUGCGCGGUCUGCGGCCCGGCCAGGAGUCUCAGUCAACGUUAUCCUCUCCCCCAUCCUCCUCUCGCGAUUCGUCCACCCCAACAUCGUCGCAGAGGUCGACCAAAGCGACAACCCCCGAAGUACCCAUCACGAUAUUAUCCGAUAGCGAUGAAGACGAAUUCGACUCUAAAGAGGACGACACUCCCCGCACCGAUGAAGAUGUGCGCCUCCUUAAGCUCCUAAAUGAUUUGGAUCUUAAAGAUCUGGCUGCCUUGACAGGAGCGCCAGAAGCCGACCUCAAGCUCUUGAUUAAGAAGCGCCCCUUCGCUUCGAUCGCUAGCGUCGAAAGCGUUUGCAAGAUAAAAGAAGGCCGCGGAAAACAGAAGCGCCAAAAGGUCGAGAUCGGCGAAGCCAUCAUCGACAAGACGCGCAACUUCAUGAGAUCCAUCUCCAUGGUGGACAAGGUCGUCUCGGAGAGCGAGGCGCGCGCGGCGUUUAUCAAGAAACAGCUCGAUUUGUGGCACAUCGACGCCUACGGUCAGAAGAAGAAGGGGAAGAGCGCGAGUAGCGGUUCCGACUUUGUUGAUAAGCAACCUUCGUCCAUGUCUAAGGAAACCCCGAUGCAUGACUUCCAAGUUUUUGGUGUCAAUUGGAUGAAUCUCUUGUUUAAAAACAGCUAUGGCGGCAUCCUCGCAGAUGACAUGGGUCUCGGUAAGACGUGUCAGGUGGUUGGCCUACUGGCUCGGAUGUUGGAUGACUACGACAACGAGGUCACCAAGGACUGGCCGUUCCCUAAUCUCAUCGUCGUUCCGCCGUCUACUCUGGAUAACUGGAUCCUCGAGUUUAAGAAAUUCGCGCCGGACCUGAACGUCAUGAAAUACAGCGGUUCCCGAGCUGAGCGAGAUGACAUCGCCGAGGAGCUUGCGGAGGACCCGGAACAUUACCAUGCCAUUGUGACUUCCUACACCCAGUUCUCGCAAAAGGAGGACCUGCGCAACCUCAACUCCCUGGGCAUCAAUGCGGCCAUCUUCGACGAGGGACAAAUCCUCAAGAACCCGACGACUCUUCAGUACGGACGCCUACACCAGCUACGAACAAAGUGGCGACUACUCAUUUCUGGCACGCCGAUCCAGAACCACUUGAUGGAGAUGAUUUCGCUGCUCAACUUUGUGGACCCCGAGCUGUUCAGGGACAGGAUGGAGGCGAUCCGCUACGUGUUUGACCACAAGAUUCAUACACGAAACUUGACGAACACCGCUCUACUCUACGGAGAGCGAGUCAGCCGCGCGCGAUCCAUCUUGGAGCCAUUCAUUCUACAACGACAAAAAGAUCAAGUCGGCCAGAAUCUGCCGAAGAAGACGCAUUCAAUCAUCUAUUGCGACCUUCCCCCUGCCCAGAAGGAGGUGUACGACAAGUAUGAGAAGAUGUUCCGGACUGAGCCUAGUGCGCGAAUGAAGGAAGCCGUGGGUGCGCGUGGCAAUGAUAUGAAUAAUGUAUGGAUUCAGCUCAAGAAGGCUGCUCUGCACUUGCAGCUGUUCAGGCGGCACUUUUCCGACGAGACGACGGAGGAGAUGGCCGACAUCCUAUUCAAUAGAGUCCCCUACAAGGAGCUCGACCUCGCGGAACCCAAGAUUCAUCUUCUUCUACAGGACCUCAAGAGCCGGUCAGAUUUCGACCUACACCUCUAUUGCCAGGACUUCCUACCGCUGCUACGAAAGUUCGACGUGCCGAAGGGGUCGUGGAAGGAGAGCGGCAAGAUCAAAAAGCUGCUGGAGCUGAUCGAGGGUUACCGCAAGAACGGUGACAGGGUUCUCGUGUUCAGCAAGUUCACCAAGAUCAUCGAGAUCCUAUCGUACGUGCUUUCGCACGACGACAUCGAGUACUGCAUGCUCACAGGCGCCAGCGCCGUCGGCGAGAGGCAGAAGGAAAUUAACAGAUUCCAGAAGAACGCCGACAUCCCCGUAUUCCUGCUGACGACGGGUGCGGGAGGAACGGGCAUCAACCUGACGGGCGCCAACAAGGUCAUCAUCUUCGACAUGUCGUCGAACCCCCAGGACGACCGGCAGGCGGAGAACAGGGCGCACCGCCUGGGCCAGACGAGGCCCGUGGAGGUGAUUCAUCUCAUCGCGAGGGGCACGGUCGAAGAGCUUAUUUAUAAGGCUUGUCAGAAGAAGAUCGAGUUGGCGGAGAAGGUGACGAAUGCGGGCGGGGGUGAUACGGAGGGUCAGCUUAAGGCUAUUGUGAGGGAAAUGAUGGAUGAGAACGACCAGGGCGAGGAUUAA
Scedosporium apiospermum is the source of this 3006-nucleotide messenger RNA. RefSeq lists its product as uncharacterized. The record is from RefSeq and is a predicted model, not a curated record. The transcript has 2 exons. NCBI's taxonomy places the organism in Eukaryota, Fungi, Ascomycota, Sordariomycetes, Microascales, Microascaceae. Gene Ontology annotation, cellular component: nucleus. Gene Ontology annotation, molecular function: chromatin binding; ATP-dependent chromatin remodeler activity; DNA binding. Bases 1 to 3006 code for a protein of 1001 amino acids.